Messenger RNA from Helianthus annuus (common sunflower), 1573 nucleotides. RefSeq lists its product as uncharacterized. Gene Ontology annotation, cellular component: chloroplast envelope; chloroplast thylakoid membrane. The transcript is spliced from 6 exons. Bases 132 to 1397 code for a protein of 421 amino acids. Lineage: Eukaryota; Viridiplantae; Streptophyta; Magnoliopsida; Asterales; Asteraceae. The record is from RefSeq and is a predicted model, not a curated record.
GAAUAAAUUUAGAAAAAGAAAAAAAAAAUCUCAUUUUUACCCAAAACCUCACGACUCUGUUUCUGUAUAUCAUCAUCACCCUCUUCACUCAAUAUCUUUCUCUUAUCAAAACCCUAAUCAGAAACUCAUAAAUGGAGCUACUUUCAUCCCCAUCUCUCAGUUCUUAUUGCUCCUUCACUUGCAGACAAUCCACUUCAACAUCCAAAGAAUAUUUUCCCUCUUUAAUCAGAUUUCCAAACACAAAAUCUCAUUUUUCUGUUGGUCUUAAGUUGACUUCAGAAAGGUUGCAACCAUCAAAUUUUACAGUGAAAGCCGUUGUUGGCGACGCAACUUCUGUACCACAUGAUUCUACUACAGAUAACGAGUCGGUUAACGAACAAGUUUACACGAGAGAAAAUUCUCAAAGUGGUGAUAUUUCGGGUGACCCGAAAAUGGUUAGAGUUUGCGACAAGUUAAUUGAGGUUUUCAUGGUUGAUAAACCGAACCCUAUCGAUUGGAGAAGAUUGUUAGCGUUUAGCAAAGAAUGGAACACUAUUCGACCCCACUUUUUCGAAAGAUGUCAAGAACGCGCGGAUAGAGAAGAUGACCCUGGAAUGAAGCACAAGUUACUACGGCUUGGAAGAAAGUUAAAAGAGGUCGACGAAGAUGUGCAAAGACACGAUGAACUUCUUCAAACUGUCAAAAACGCCCCUUCCGAAAUCGGUGAUAUUGUCGCCAGGCGACGUAAAGAUUUCACAAAAGAGUUCUUUAUGCAUCUUCAUGCGGUUGCAGAAUCUUAUCAUGAUAAUGAGGUUGAACAAAAUGCGAUUGCAAAAAUUGGAAACACAUGCUUGGCUGCCGUACAAGCUUAUGAUACUGCAACUGAAAGCAUCGAAGCAAUUAAUGCGGCAGAAUUAAAAUUUCAGGAUCUUAUCAAUUCUCCUUCGGUUGAUGCCGCUUGUCGGAAAAUCGAUAAUCUGGCUGAAAAAAAUCAGUUAGAUUCCGCAUUGGUUUUAAUGAUUACUAAAGCUUGGUCAGCCGCAAAGGAGACGAACAUGAUGAAAGAUGAAGUAAAAGAUAUAUUAUAUCAUUUGUACAUGACGGCAAGAGGUAAUCUUCAACGGCUUAUGCCAAAAGAGGUCCGGAUUGUUAAGUAUCUUCUUACUAUUGAAGACCCCGAAAGGUUGUUAUCUGCUCUAAAUGACGCUUUUACCCCUGGUGACGAGCUCGAAGGGAAGGAUUUUGACAACUUAUAUACGACACCAGAAAAACUGCAUACUUGGAUCAAGGCAGUGGUGAAUGCUUAUCAUUUUAGCCGAGAAGGGACACUCGUAAAGGAAGCUCGAGAUCUUAUGAACCCUAAAAUCAUCCAAAAAUUGGAAGAAAUGGAGAAACUAAUCCGAGAUAAGUUUAUGUAAACAUUCAUAGCUUCGUCUUUUUGGGGUGCAGCCCUUUGCGAGAGACGUAGAGUAGAACAAUUGGGCGCGGUUCAUAUGGUGUAUACAUGGUUGUGAAGUGAAACCUUGAUAGAAAAACAAAGUUUUUGAAAACUAGAAUCUUUUGAUAGAAUGUUGUGGACAUGGUUAGAGCUGUA